UGUUUGUUGAGUUGUCGCCAGUGAAGAGAAGUUUUCCUAAUCUCGUAAUGGUGACGAAUACAGUGAACAUAAGCCUUAGUUUCGCGUUUGGCUAGCUGCUAUCACAUUCGUAAUGUCGUCGUGCAGAAAAGUUCGAAAAGGGAGCACAUCACAAAGAGCCAUAGUGUUCCAUAGUUGGCAGUAGCAGUGCGAAUCGAUCGAUUUUUGCGUUUCAUGUGACAUCCUUUGGCAAGGUUUGCGGAAGUGAAUAGUUAUUUCGCUGCACCAUAUUGCCGUGCAAGACUGCAAGCCAACGAUGGAUGUUGCCACGAUUCAACGAGCCGAGGGUCAAGAAUUUUUACACAACCACAACAACAAUAACAACAAUAAUCAUGGUGCAAUUGGUUGUGGAUUGGAAAAGGGCAAGCAGCCAGGGGCCGUUGUUGCUUCGGGUAUCGUCACGACAUCAACGGACACGCUAGGGGAUGGGUCAGGUCGGGAGUUGGCCACACAGAAGAUGAGCUCGAGUGUGGCCAGUAUCCUCGACGAUACGACACCGAGCGAUUCCGGGGUGCAGCUUCUCGAUUCGGAGUCGAGUGGCUUAAACGAAUCGAUGAUAUCCAGCGCCGGAGGGUUCGAGUUUGAUGUUGGUCAAAUUUCACCACCGCCACCUCCACCGUUGCCCGGUUUCGCUCAAAAGGCCAGUUUCGUCACAGAUGAGGGCAACAACAAUAACAACAACAACCGUUCGAUGGCAGAGAUGGAGGUUGAAGCUGUGGACGGAGGAGAGGAAGACGACGAUGCUGCGGGUGCGAUAACGGAGAGAUUAGCCGAAAUUGACCUCCAUUCGCGGGCACACUACGAGGACGAAACAAGCGAAGCAAAACUGGCCGUCGACCAGGAGAUUGGCGAGGGUGUUGAAAUCGACCCCACAAUGACCGCCAGCCAGGGACCACCGGAAGAGCUGAUCACGAGCACCUGUUCCACGUUCGACAGCGAAAACAUUGUGUACCGGCGGCGCAUUAAAAAGACACCGACGAGCAAAACGCCCAAGAAGCGGGUAUCCUUUCACGAAGACAUACUGAAGAACACGAAAACCGACAACAUACACAUCGAGCACGGUUUCAUUACGUACAAAUCGGGUGGCGGCAGUGCGGUUGGUAAGAAGAUGGGUCACCAAGCGGGGCGGUACUCGUGGUGCACGGAAGAUGACAACGGUGGAAGGGGGGUUACGGAUUACGGCGACGAGGAAGCGUGCGAAGGGCGGCAGUACGUUUACCGAAACGCCUGCUCGGAUGUGCUCGACUACGGUAAGACGGACGUUUUCGAAAACAUCGAGGACGAGCGGAACUAUGUCAAGUAUGAUAAUUCGGGCAUCUUUGAGUAUGGCCCACCGGAACGAAGUCCCGGUGCUGGCGGCAGUCACAAGGGGUCAGGAAAUUUUUACAAAUGCAAUUGCUCCGAUUCCAACUCCAGUCUGGAUUCGGGCGAGGGCACCACGAACGAGCGGACGAACUAUGCGCAAGCAAAGUCGAACAGUUGCGAGUGCAUUGGGUCGCAUGUCGGAUCGCGGGACCAUCGGGGCAAGCCGACGAACAACAAUGUCAUCUCGGAUAACUGUUACUACAGCGAGCCCAGCAUCGAGCAUCUGGACGAAUUCAAUGGAAAUGUCAUGUCCCCGAUGGAAAGUGCGGGGGGAGGAGAACAACAGUUUGUCAAAUCGGUAUGGAGCAAGGAGAAGAAGCCGAAAAGUAGCUGCUUGAAAAAGACGAAGCGGAACAACAUCUACACGAACGUGGUCGUGCCGGAGUACGAUCUCAACCGGAAGGUGAAAAAAUUCAACGUCCACCAGCAGCACCGCCGGCUGUCGGUCAUCGACAACAGUCGAAUGAUCUUUGGUUCGCUAAAGGACAUCUUCGGCAUUGCGCUUCCCGAGCGGGGCGUUCCCGAGGGUUCGGAAGAUUUGUCCUCGGUGCGCGAGUGCAUUCCCGAAACGCACGACGACAGUUUGGAGGAUGAUUUCACUGUAGUGCAGAAACCCAAGUCCUUCCUAUCGAAGAGUCUCGAUGGUGGGUUUAACAGUCGCGCCGGCGGAAGAUCAAACACCGGGCAGCAGAAAAAGUACGUGCACAAUGUGGAUGAGCAGUUGCGGCGAAAAAAUGACGACGAUUUGUACGCACCGAGUCGGAAGAAUAGUGUCGAGGAUGAGCCGGAACAACCGGAACAUGAAGCUGAUCCGAAUGUGCAACAGGAAGGAGUGUUUCCUGUCGAUACGCUUGUGCAACCACCGAUUCCUCCACCGCAACCACUAACGCUGGCAAGUUCCACCGGGAGCGCCGCCGGGGGAGCUUAUCGCAAUAAAUUUAUCAUAAACGGGGAAAGCACGGUGUUUGAGCAUACUGGUGUGUCGUACUGUUUUGAGGACGAAGAAAACAAAUCACCCCAGGAGGAAGAGAAGGAACUGCCCGUUGGCGAAACAACGACCGGUUCGUUCAUCGGCAAAACGCAAAUAAAAAAGAAGCUAUCGAAUAUUUUCCAAAAAAUCAACGUCAUCAGUUCUUCGGCUGCAUCAACUCCCACCCCGACACCUCGCAGCAGAGGUGACGGUGAGGGUGGAGCAGCAGUAUCCCGUGGAGACUCGGAGGUGGUGGAGGAAAAGGAAGGCAUCUUACCAUCGCCUCAGUCUCCGACCAAAAACGGUGGCAACAGCAACGCAAUGGAAAACAGCAUGAUUUCGUCUUGUGGAAGCGAAAACUCCGAGCAAUCGAGCGUAUCGCACAAAGGCGGGGACACUGUGGGCAAGUCGCAACCGAGUUCCCCACGUGCACAAAGUGCUAGCACAAAGCAACAGUCCAAUCGGCACCUUUCGUCUCCGUUGCGGAAAAAGUCUCUCACCACGACCAUGGUGCGGGUGGUGGACGCACCUCGACCGGUGGCUCGAAUGACUCCGGAUUUGUUCAAUCUCGGUAUAUCGGCGGCUCCUUCGGGUCGCCAUCUUGAUCCGCAGCUGGCGGAGGAGUUUGAAGAUAUUCUAACCGUAACGGCUACAGCUCCACCGGUUGAAGGGGUCACCUCCCCAGUACCGCAAUCGAGCUGCCGACUAGGUGUCCCCGAAGAUGAUCUGGUGAUCCUGGACUACCCACCGGCAGUGUCAUCGUGUGCAUCUAGCACUGUUAUUACACCGGUAAUGUCUCGGACGUCGGAGGACUUUUUGGAGGACACCGAAUCAUCGUAUCACCAUCACCGGCAGCGGCAUAAUCCAAUGACGUCGUCCACCACCAGCUCGACGUCGACCGCCUCGAAGAGUUCGCUGAUCAAUCGUUUCCUGCGCAACGUCACGCAGAAGAAGAUCCUCGAGGCGACGAUCAAGCAGAAUCCGUUCUUCCAGUCAAAGGUAAACGGAGACCGCAAGCUGUUCGAGAACCUAUGUCCGCGCGGCGUGCGGUCGGUGAAUCGCGAGCUUAUCGAAGAUCUGAACGCGGAGAUUGCGAUGGAAAUCGAAAUGUCCUCGUCGGACUGUUCGCUCGAUCGGGUGCAGCUGAAUGACACGUACGCCCAAUCGGGUGAGGGUUGUUCGUCGCUUUCGCUUGGUGGGGUGAAGUUUGAUGGUGGCGGCAUUGGAGUCGGCGAACUCCCGGUGGAACUGUUCUCUGCUGGUGGUCGCCGGUUGCCCAUCUAUCGCAACGACAGCGAGGUGUUGAUGAAGGUAUUUAAACUCUUCAACGGAUACAGCCGGGAGGGUUACAUGACGCCGGUGCUGGUGUUUCUCACCGACCGCACACUCUACGUGACGGAUCAGGUGAGGAACCGGCUGUGCAAUAAGUUUGUGCUCCCGUACGCCGAGCUGGACGUGAUUUUGGUCGGCCCAUACGGAAACACGGUGCUGCUGAGUAAUUCGGCACGCGACAUGCAGCAGGUACUGCUGGCGGGUGGCCCGUACCCGGCGGAAGGACUCGUGUCGAGUCUGGAGCUGUGCGCAAGGCGCGGGGGAUCCGUUCUCCCGGCCGUAGGACAGCUAACGUUGGAUCACUUGGCACCGCUCCAAGCGUUCGUGCGGGAUCACUCGAGCGUCAGUAGGGACGAUACGUGGAAGUACUACGCGGUGGUUAACGUACCGGCAGGAACGCUCGGUGGCGAGGAGGCUCCACUUGGGCCACACAUCAAGGGCCCGCUGAUGCACCGCCGGAUGUCCCAUGCUGGUUUUGUGGAUAAUUGGUCAGCGGGAUAUUUCCUACUUAAGGCUGGCGUGCUUUACCUGUUCGGAGAUGCAUCACAAAAGUUGCCCACGUGGGCCGUAGCACUGGCCGAAUGCCAGGGGGCUCGGCGCUCGGUCAACUCCGGUCGACCGUACUGCUUCGAGCUGCUGCUGCGUACCGGAGCACUUCAGCUGGCGGCCCCCGACGAGUACGUCGCCUCCGACUGGCUUCAGGCGCUGGUACAGGCGGCUAGCGGGGUGAGUGGCAUGGAGAAGGUGACAGCAAAGCUGUUUGAAAUGCAAGAACGUCGUCGUACACUCGGCUGUACGCUGAUCAUGACGUCAAACCAUCUGCUGACGCUGCGGGAAGACUUCAGUGCCCCGUUACGGCGAAACACGGCCAGCUCCAGUCUGGUUGGUGAGAUUAGCGCCCCUCCGACGGUAUCUGCUGCAUCGCUGCAGCUACAACUUACCGCGACAGCGUCUCCUUCGAAAGAAAAUAUCAAUCCAAAUAUUCACCGGAAAAUAAGCAAUGUAUCAAGCACUACGGGUGUUGGUGUGCAGGAUAAUUGUAGUGAGAUAAGCUCCAUCCGUUCGAAUUGCAGCACACCAACCCGCACGAAUAUGGCACAGCUGUCCAGUGUGGAUCGUCGUUCGAAUUCGUCCACUACGAGCACCCCAACGAGAAGCAGUCUAGGACCGGGCCAGCUCCAAAAUAUGUCUCCUGCGAAAAGUUACACUCGCUCGGCCGUCUUGACCAGUGGACCGCCCUCGCUGAUGGACUACCUGAAUGGUGGCUCGGAGGAAAAGAGCUACACGAACAUGAGUAGCUUCUAUGGGAAAAACUCGGGUGUCGAGGUGCUGACCUGUGCGAGUAUCGAUGAAAUGUCUGCCGUCAAAAUACCUGCCGUUUCGUCUAACUGGUGGUGCAUUCUGGAAUUUGAAUGCCAAGAGGUGCGAGAAAACUCCGACGAUUUGGUCGUCUUCUUUUCGACCAGCGCCGAACAGGAACGGUUCUUAUCAAUGCUUGAAUCCAUUUGGCACACCAAAAAGCGUGAAGCUUUCCCAGCAUCCAUCAUUACCAGCGAUGACGCAGUUUACGACCAUUGUUCGAAAUUGUUCCUGGAAAUUAAUCGAUCAUGGGAGCCAUUGCUUUCCGCUGCGCUUGGUUACCCACAAUAAGCGCAACGCUAUCGUCGAGUACCGAAGGCGAGUAAAUAGUUUUAACUGGUAAUCCUUAUCGAUCCAUCAUGGUUCUACCACCAUUUCGUUGAGUUUGCUUGAACAUGAUAUCGCUUACGAUUGCGCACAGAUGAACCACACGACACUUUCGGAAAAGGGAAAAGUAUUAUUAGUUUUAUCGAACGGCGUCAAGCAGUUGUAUGAUAAGCGUGCCAUCCAAGACGGCAUAGAGCUAUUAUGUGGCUCUAUUAUUGUUUUCAAUUGAUUAAGAAAAAUGAAUAGCUGUUUUUUUUAGAACUUAAACCAAAAAUCUCGCCUCCUAUAUUUUCAUUCAAUGUACUUGCUAUGAAUGCUUUAUACCAAGGAAAUAAGCUAUCUGCUUACAUUUAUACCGUUACAAUCAUAGUUCGCGCUCUUUGGCGUACCAUAUUUCUAUGUGCAAGAGCAAAACUAGGCCGGCCCUCGUUUUGCGAUUUAGAAAAAAACUAUUCAAAUGAAUUUUACUUUCCACCACCUUUCCACAGUUGAAUUUGCUUGAAUUUCCGUCUACCUAAAAGAUUUGAUGAAGUUUCGGCCUAGAGAGUAGUUUGACUCAAAUAUCUGUGUGAGGGACAACUUUGUUACUAAUCGCCGAUCAGUAGGGCAUGAAGACGAAGCCAGGACACAAGAUUAAUCUUCUCAAUUAAUAAUGUGAAAAUACGUCGCUUUCAAUUUAUAAUUGGAUAUACAUACAUAAAUGAUUUCCUAUUCUCACCUCUCAAAGGAACUACUUUAAAUGAAAAAACUUACUAUGCGCCUUGAUAUCUCACCAUUUGGCUUCAUGCUUUGUGCUUAUCACACUCAUGUACCACCGUAGCUGAGCUAAUAAAGACAAACACUAUACUCAAAAUGUGAUUAAAUACUCCUCCCCAAUAUGAUAUGUAGUGAGUACAUACAUACGAGUGUUGUUUGUGUAUCCCAUUAUAUCGAUAUAUAACACAUAAUGCAUAUGGUAAAUGAAAUUAAUGGAGCACAACCAAAUCUGAAAUGAAAAAUUAGGGAUAGGCAAAAUCAAUUGAUCUUUUUCACCUGUUCCUUACCCUCAAUCUCUCAUUCUUACAUCGUGUUUUUGUGUAUUUUUGAUCAUCAUAUUCUAACCUAAUAUGGAAUUAUUUGAUUAAUCUGUUAAGUUAACAAUGAACAUCAUCGGCCAAAAUGCAAUGUUACCAAUAAUAUUGAAAACAGUCAAUAGUAUAUUGAACCAUAUUUUAAAAUACCUAUGUUACAAAACAUAUAAGUAAUUUGAAACAACCCAAUGAUAAUAAUAUUAAAAUAUCUCAACGAAAAUGAAAUUAAAUAUUGAAAAAUAUAGUAAAACUACAAAUGACAACAGGCAUCAAGAUCAUCAAAUUAUUAAGCACUGAUAAAGGGCAAGGAGGCCUCUCGGUUUUCUGAAUUGGAAUUAGGAAGUUGGUAACAUAAUUUUCUCGUGUUUCAUUGAAAUAAUAGUUUUUGCCUUAGUAAUUCAACAUUUUUCUAGUCAGAAAAGGGUAACAAAAGGAACAUUACACGACUAAUUAAAAACAAAAAACCCAAUGUGAUUGAAAAUUGCCGCUUAUCCUGUUAUUUAUAGUUUUAUUUAAGCUGCUUAUAUUUAAGAAAAGAAUGAAACAAAAUGAUUCCACUGCUUUGUUGAAAACAAAAGGUUAUAUUUUGCUUAUACUCCAUGCUUUGCGAUAAAUUAGAGUAAUCAGGCGAAAGUCAAGUGCAUCAAACGGAUGUUUUUAGGCUCGCGUAUCCAAUUCUGAAUGUUUAGAAAAUUAUUAUACGGUAAGCUAAUUAUGCACCCACAAAACUUGAAUCAUACACGACACCCUAAUAAUAGUAAAAAUAUAUAUUAUAUGCAUAUACAUAUAUCCAAACACAUAUACUAAAAAUGUGCGCGUAUAUUCUUGUACAAGAUUUUUGAAGCAACCAAUAAUACAAUACGAACAAAGAGGGUAUUAAAAUAACAAGAAAGAAACGGAACAAGAUUGAAUGACUGAGUAGUACGCGGGGAAGUUGGUACGCGAUCGUGCCGUUAUUGAUAAUCCAUGAGCAACCAGCGGGGAGUCAUAUUGAUGCAACAAAGUGAAAAUAAUCCUCAAUAGACAGGAUAUACGUAACCCCCGCAUGUAACCUCCUGUAACCUUACCAUGAACAAAAUUAAAAUUGAUCAAACGAAAAACCGGUGAAAAGCAGAUGGGGGUGAGCCAGCGCCUCGAAGGCGCUAUUAUCAGCUCACAAAAUGGGAAGAUCAAUACUACAGCAAACGGAAUAUACCAAAAACAAUUCAAAAAAAUACUCGUUACUCAAACAAACAAUUCUGUACUGUUUCUGUCAAGUGGA
Molecule: messenger RNA, 7723 nt
Organism: Anopheles coustani
Lineage: Eukaryota; Metazoa; Arthropoda; Insecta; Diptera; Culicidae
Gene: prd1
Exons: 7
Coding region: 296-5356 (1686 amino acids)
Biological process (GO): Golgi organization; lysosome localization; positive regulation of membrane tubulation
Cellular component (GO): endosome membrane
Molecular function (GO): kinesin binding
Source: RefSeq, a predicted model, not a curated record